AUGAUACCAACCAUAAAUGUAACUCCACACAGUCCAGCAAAUGUCUCGAAAUACAACAACAUUUUUGAAGAUACUCUCAGUCAAUUACAAAACAUUCGCGAGAGUGUUGUUCAAAUGAAGAAUUCAUCCUCGUCCCAUAUUAAUGAUAAUCUCUCCAAUUAUGGUCUCUUAAAUGCUGCUAUAUUAAGUGCAUCACUACCAGAUCUGUCGGCAGCCAACAAUGGUGUACCUGGAGCGACUGGAGCUGGACCCUAUGGCAUAUAUCAUCACAUAUUGUCGUAUGGCCUACUGAACAACAGCAACAGUAAGUCGUGGACUGGCAUUGAUGACUUAACAGCAGGUGGAGAUUGUACAAAUAAAAGUGUGAGUCUUUCAAGCUUGGAUAGUGAAGAACAGGAAACAAUUCGAGUUACCGAACAAAGAAGAAGGUCGGCUAGAAAUAGUACUGGUGGUAUAUCUACGCAUUCCCUAAAUGAAGCGGAACUAGCAAGAGACUUUGAAAGGAUAGCUGCAAAAAGAAGUUUAGCCACCGAAAUAAUAAGCCGUAUUCCGCUGCAAAAAAGUAUAUCAACUUCAUCAAUAGUUGCGAAGGAGGAUAUUAAAGCCAUUGCAAGGCAUUUAACUGACAGCGAAGAUGAAAACCAAAGUCUGUUGAGAGCUCAUGCAAAAAUAGAAGUAUAUGACAAUGUAGAGAAGAGAAGGAAAAGAGGUUCGUUGUUUUUUCGCAAAAAGAAAGAUAAAGCAAAGAUGAAGUCGAUUGGGGGACAAGUGACCAAUUGCGAUGCAUGUGGCGUGAAUAUAACGCUGGGUACAAUAAAAGAUCACCAAAUGGAAUGUAAGGGAAAGAAACACAGUGCCUCUCUUGGAAUUGGCAAAAAAAGUAUUAGUGGUAACGAAAGAACGGAUGUGGGACAAGAUUUUUAUGAUGGACCCGAACAAAGUACGAAUUUUAAUGAUGACAAUGCACCACUUAUCAGAUCGGAAUUUUUGAACGAUGCUCCCAUAGAAGCCCAGGAUUUGAAGGCGGACCCUGUGCUCGGCAUUGAGUUGAAGGAACACGACUCUUGGUCUCCCGGAAUACCAAAGGAUAUUUUAAAAUCUUUGAAAGAUCAUCAGAUAAAGAGGCAGGAACACAUAUACGAGUUUAUAAUGACCGAAAAACACCAUUGUCAAACAUUGUUGGUUAUGCAAAAAGUCUUUGUGGAAAGUAUUGAGCGACAUUUCCCAACGAUAAAUUGCAAUAAAAUGUUUCCGAGGUUGCAAGAAUUAACAGAAUUGCAUUGUAAUUUCUUAAAGAAGUUACGUCAAAAGCAAAAAGAGAACUUUGUAGUAGAUUCUAUAUCGGACAUAUUGCUUGACUUCUUUUCACUGGAGAAGGCCCAACAUUUAAGGCUUGCUUAUGGAGAAUUCUGUGCUAACCAUCGUUCUGCAUUGGAACAAUUCAAAUCCUACAUGACCGGAAGAGAUCCAACAUUUUCCGAAUGGUAUAAGCACUGCUUGACGAAUCCUUUGCUUAAGAAAAAGGGCAUUCCAGAAUGCAUAUUGUUCGUCACCCAAAGGCUAACAAAAUACCCUCUACUCAUUGAACCUCUUCUUAAAAGCGGAAGGGAUGACAAAUUAGAAUAUGAAAAGUUGCAACAUGCACUCGCAUUGGUAAAGGAGCUGUUGGUUGAUGUUGACGCCUGUGUAGCAGAGAAGGAAUUGCGAGAGAGGCAAAUUGAUAUUUACAAUAGGAUCGAUAACAAAUCAUUUGCCAUAUAUAAAAAUAAACCAUUCCGCAAACAGGAUGUAGGCUUUGAAUCAAAGAGGAGAUUGAAAUUCGAAGGUUUAGCAACAUUAAUGCAAGGUCGUUCCAAAAUGCAAUUAGUACUUGUUGUCGUUUUGACCGACUGCUUAUGUUUCCUUAGCGAAAACUCGGCUCACAAUAAGUACACAUUUUUCACACCGGAACACAAAGCCGGCGUUGUUCCACUGCAAAAGUUAUUAAUACGAGAAAAGGCAGGCACCGAAUCACGUGGUAUUUACAUAAUAUCAUCCAAUCCGUUGUUUCCAGAGAUGUACGAACUGAAAGUUCAAACUCCAAAGGACAAAAAUAUCUGGAUUCAAUCUAUAAGACAGGCUGUUCUAGAUUGCCCAUCCACAGAUGUAAUUGAAUCAGACGAUUUGACUCAUGAAGAAAAAAUACGAAUUGGCGUGAAUAAAAGGGAAAUAAUAGAGAAAAUACGCCAAAAGGACAUCGAACAAGCUAUUUUAUUAGAAGAGAAGAUCCUUCUGCAACUCAAUUUAAUGCAAAAAGAUCAAAAGUCGUUUAAUGCUGAACAAGACGGGUCGCAAACAGCACCGGUCUCUUCAUCCAAUAUAUCAGCAGCACAAUUUCUGGCAACCUAUGGAACUUACAAAGACAUAGCAAUAGGUACGGAUUGUGAUACUAACGAGUUAUGGAAGAAGGUUUUGAAUACUGUGCAGGAUAUUACGCAGUUGGCCUCCAGUGUUUAUACCGCUGCUACUGGGCAACCGGUUUCUAGAUCAGUUAGCUCCGUUGGCGAAAAGCAAAGUGAUACCUACAAUUCUCCCAUUUUACCAAAAAGAGCUGAAACAUUUGCGGGAUUCGAUGAAAAAAGAGCCAAAGGCCCGUACUCAUGUAGAGACAUUAAUAAGACGGCAACGUUACAGAUUCUUACCCCAAGACUGCAGGAACUCGAAGAAAAACGAGAAGUAAAAAACACUUCAAUAGUGAGUAAUAUCAUGCCUUCCUCAAAUAUGGACUACGAAAAUGCACUGCAGUACGACCAGUCGUCAGUAGCUACCAAAGAUAACAAUUUAGCUUAUUUACAAGUUAAACAUAACUUGCAUACACUAUUAUGUAUUAUAUCGCAACAAAUGACUACUAUUCAUUCUCUUCAGCUACAGCUAGCACUGUACAAGGAGAGUCCACGAGCUUCUUACACUCAUAACGACCAACUGGAAGAACUGCGUAAUUUGCAAGAUAAAUUACAGGAAGAGAAAACGGCUUGGAUCAAACAAAAAGAUCAACAAGAACAAGAUUUGAACGAAAAGAAGGCGGCAAUGGAUAAACUACAGGAACAACUAAAUUUACAGCAGGAGGACAUUAAACAGCAACGUGAACAAUUAUAUCGUAAAAUGGAAGUCUUAUCCAGUCAGGGAUUGCUAAUAUCCCCUAAUACGCCUUUAAACAUAUCCAGUCCACUGAUGCCAACAUCAACCGUUAACAACAAUGACAUGGACCAUGAUACGCAUGACUCACAAACCCAGGACUUCUCCACUUCGUCGAUAUCAGCUCAUGGUUCAUCGUUAAAUACUGUAGAAAGGCGCAAAGAUAAAUGGCGCACAGCUUCAACGAUAUCCAAAACUCCUCCUGCUCAUUUAUUGAGUGCUACAAAUGCCCCCAAAGUACAACAAAACGUUGUUAAACAAAAACUUCCCAUGAAAUUGUCAUCGCUUUCUUCGGCGUCGACAACGCCUAGCAGCAGCUCUUCCAAUGUCAAAAUUGAUAAGUCCAACAGUUUUACUACAAACAAUAAUUCCUCAACAUCUUCCGUCGGCGGUAUUACACAAAUGUUUCCUUUAAAAUUGGCAGACAAAAAAUUGACGCCCUUGCCGCCUAAUAAUUCUAACAACCCUUCAAACCCAUUGAUUCCGCAACAUUCCCGAACUGGUAGUUCUCCUGCAAUAAUACAACAUCCGCAUACGCCAAUGAGCAACACAACAACGGCCUUGACAUCUCCACCGUCAGCGGUUGUUACCCGUACUGAGUCUUCUUCCACAUUUACCUACGGCCAGCGUUAUUCGCUGGGUUCAGUGAAUUGUACUACUCCCACAUCUAGCAAGCACAUAACUCAAUCGAAUUCGACAAAAAUCCCACUCAAAUCUUCUAUAAAUGCAUUGACAGCUCCAAUUACUUCCAGCUCAUCUACACGCAAUAUCGCACCUCAAGCCAAGCCCGAAGAAGAAGAAAUUUACUUUUGA
Molecule: messenger RNA, 3987 nt
Organism: Musca vetustissima
Lineage: Eukaryota; Metazoa; Arthropoda; Insecta; Diptera; Muscidae
Gene: cyst
Product: rho guanine nucleotide exchange factor 18
Exons: 2
Coding region: 1-3987 (1328 amino acids)
Biological process (GO): regulation of Rho protein signal transduction
Molecular function (GO): guanyl-nucleotide exchange factor activity
Source: RefSeq, a predicted model, not a curated record